Tetrahymena thermophila SB210 is the source of this 9084-nucleotide messenger RNA. RefSeq lists its product as hypothetical. The transcript is spliced from 8 exons. Lineage: Eukaryota; Ciliophora; Oligohymenophorea; Hymenostomatida; Tetrahymenidae. The record is from RefSeq and is a predicted model, not a curated record.
AUGGGAAUAGCACAGUCUUACUAAACAAGUCAGCCAAUCUUUCCUUUAGGAAUGAAUUACAAUAUUGAACAGACAGUGACUUAUAUUUUAUAAAACAGCUUUCUUAAUGAUGAAUAUAUUAAACUUACAUUGAAUGGAGAUUGCUAUGAAGCACGCAAGAGUGAUUUAAAGGAUAAAAUAAUUUUUAAUAAUUGCGCAAAUGUAAAGAAUCUUCUACCUAUAUUAAGACUAAGUAAUCCUGUACUCACAAGCACUAUUUAGGCAACUGUCCCUGAAAAAUUGCUAUUUACUUUCUUAUAGACAGAAGAAGGUAGAAUUUUUAAAAGAUAAAGCGAUUUCUUAACAUCAGGAAACACUCUGAAAAAUGUUUCAUCUACAAACUAUAUACAGCCUUAAACUUCAUAACCCUAUACUUUAGCUCGUAGUAAUUCUAAUUAUAUUGGGUGCUAUACAAACAGCAAUGACAAUGCUACUUAAGCUUAGCCAAAUAUAUUAAACGAAAUUACAAAUAGCUAAAACAAUCAAAGUGGAAUGAAAACCUUAACAAGAAAUAACUCAGUUUCAAAUGCUAAGUCAGUUGCUUAAAUUCCUGUUUCCAUUUUGAAAAACAAAGGUUAAACCCUUAAUCACCCAGUUAUUUCAUCUUCUCCAAUGAUCAAAAUUACUCCUCUUGGCACAACAACAAACCCAACUAAUUAUUUAGGAGGAACAACAACUAUUACAACUAUACAUUAGAUAAAUAAUUCUAAUAGAUCAGUGACUCCUACUCGUGCUCCUCAGCCUACUUAUCUUUCUGAGUAAUAAUACACACCAUCUAAUCGUUAAACAGUAUCGAAAACUCCCUACAUUAACUUUUAAGCCUAACAUGAUAAUAAUUAACCUUCAACUCCUAUUGGUAAGAGUAUGUUUGAUUUACCUAAAGAAGAUUAAUAAAACUAAUACCAGGUACCUAAAACGCCUACAUAAACUCAAACAGGAAUUUUAAAUUCAAUUAUUGGGGGAAGUAAUAUACUGUCAAAUAAUAAUCGCUUAAGUAUGACUCCUGUCAACUAAGUCAAUUGCUCUAAUAUAUCAGGUACAUCUGCAAUUAAACCAUCACUAGUUUCUCAAACUCUUACAAAUAAUUAAAAUUUAAAUAGUGUUAUAGGACAGUAUAAUCCAUCAAAUACUGUUGAAAGAGUAAGAUCGAUGACUCCUUUACCUUAUUCAAGUAGUUAGUAAAACAACAAUAAUAUACUAAUAUCUACCAAUUCAAAUAAUGUAUUAUAGAUUCAACCUACAACUCCUUCCAAUUACUCUUAAAAUGUCUUUGAUUAAAAUACACAAAAUUAAAAUAACUUUAGUACUCCCAACAGCAAUUCUAGCAAGACUAACUUCUUUAACUUUAACAACACAGCUACAAUUAACUAGCUAAUGCAUUAAGGUUAAAGUAAUUAGCAAAAUAACAGCCUCACUAGAUCAAAUAGCAGUUAUAAUGUGAAUGGUUUAGGUAAUACUCCUAAUUAGAGCAGUAGUUUAGCUAUGCUCGGUAAUACACCUAACUAGAAUAAUAAUUAAGCUCAUUUAAACACUAACUAUAAUUUUACAUCUGCUGUGUCAAAUGCAUCUGGAAUUUAAACCCUUCCUCAAAAUUUAAAAAAUACAGGAUCUAAUAUAAAUAUAGGAUAGCUUUUAAGUCAAAGAUCAGUAACACCUCCUCCAGUAUUAAGGAGUAAUUCAUCUAUUUAAUAAAUAGUAUCAGGUGUUAAUUCUAUUUAAGCUCCUAAACCUUAUUUAGAGACUACUAAUCAAAAAGAAAUUUAAGAAAGCAUUAACCAAAGUGUUAAUAAAACAAAUACUCCAUCCAACUAAACUCAAAUAUCUCUAAGCAAUAAUUAACUUAUAAACAGUAAUAACUAAAAUAAUUCAUAAGCUCAUUUUAGUUCUUUAAUUGUUCAAAAUAAUCCAAGUUGUAGCAGCUUAGCAUUAGGCAGUAUCCUCUAAAGUACUUCCACAAACAUAGUUGCAAAUAAAAAUUCAAUCAAUGGAUCUAUAAUUUAACCUUAGAUUCAUACAAAUUAAAACCUGCUAUAACCCUCUUAUUAAAUUCCUUAAAAUGAAGCCCAAAGCUCUAUCCCAUAUGAGUCUGUACGUAAUAAAUUCUAGUAGUUAAGAAAAAUGACAGGAGUAAGAAAGACUAAUGAACUAUCCCAUUCACCUUUAAAUUAAAAAACCAAUGAAUAAGAAACUAACUCUUAGUCAAAUUUUAACUUCAGCCAAUAAUUAGCAAAUAGCUAAAAAAAAUUUAGUGCUUAAAAAUCAAAGAGCAUAAGCAAUUUGCAUUUGAACAACCUUUAUGGAUAAGAAGCUUAAAAUUAAGAUGUUUAAAGAAAUAUUUCAGAAAUACCUUAUUAAUUCUUGAAUCCUGACAAUAGAGAAAAAAGCAAAGAUAAUUAUUCAAAGAAUAUCUUAGAUUCUUCUGGUAAGAAGACUCUCACUAAAAACUAUAGCUGCAAUAACAUAUAUAGUUAGUAAAAGGAUUCAUCUUAAAAUGAUUAAUAAUAGUAAAAACCUACUUAAAUUCCCUAUUAUUUAGGUAGAACGUUAGUUCAUUCUAAUAAAGGUUAAAAAGACUUAAGCAAUCUACCUUCUCUCAGUAAUAUUAGCUAAAUUUUAUACACUUAGGAGGAUCAAAGUAGAUCCAACAUUAAUGGUGGAGGAAACCCAGCUUUUAAAAUUUAAAAUGCAUUUUUACCAGGAUUAUCACCAAUUUAAAAAUCAAACUAAGGGGUAGAUAACUCUCGUUCAUUUGCAUGUGAGGCUCUACCUUUAGUAGGAAACAAUAACUUAUUUAACAAUCAAAUGAUUUCCUAAGGAGAACAGUAAGAAAAAACACCAAAAGUAUUUAAAUUCAACAAUUCUAAUGCAUGUACUACUCCAAUUAAUGAAAUUGAGCUUUAUUAAAAGCAAGAAUAAGAAAUAAAAGAAAAAGCAAAAGAAUAAGUGAAUGAAAUAAUACAAAGAACAGUUGUUAGAGAAUUUGAAAAUUUAAAAUAAAUUACUGAAAUAGUAACUUAAAACACAUUAUAAGAAAAGUAAAGAAUUUAUUAGGAAUUUGUUUAAAAAGAUGACUAAAAUUAGUUAUUAUAAUCCAUUAAAAACUCUGAACUUGUCAAUUAAACUAUUAAUGAAAUACAAAAUUGUAUUCGUUAAAACACACUUGAGUCGGUAAGAAGUUAAAACAAUAAUUAGACUCCAAUUUAUUAACAAAGUGUGCAAUUAAAUAGCUAAGAAAGAAUCUCAACUCUCCCUUCAAGACAACCAGCAGUUGUUUACAAAAAUAAUGUUAUGAAUUCAUUUUAGACACAAUAAUCUGUCAAUAACAUUUUCACUUAAAAUGGAUAAGAAAUUGUUUCUACUAAUCUAAACAUGCCCACUUACAACUCAAACAGAAGUAACAGAUUUAAUAAUUCUCAGUAGGAAGAAGAUGAUAAUGGAAUUAAAAAAACAUGCUCAAUAAACUUUGGAUAUAACCCAUAAAAUGUAAAUGAAAGUAUUGCAGAUAAUAAGAAUACUUAAGCAAGAAAUUCUUAAGAUUCAAAUGAGUCUCCAUGCUCUUCUUCUCUUAAAAUUAGUGAAAUUAACAAACCAGCUGGACAAGAAUAAAUUAAUUAUGGAAUUAAAAUCUUCUAAGCCGGAGGAAGCAUUGCUAGUACUUUCAAUGACUUAAAUAGCUUUGCUUACAAAAAUUUAGAGAGCUAAAGAUAAAAUCUUGUUAUGACAAAUUCAAGUUUAUAAGAUAAUUUUAUUUAUUCUGCUCGUUAGAACGGUAAUAAUAGCAACCAAAUGAAAAUCAUAAAUGGAAUAAAGUAAGGAUUAAAUACAUAAAUUCAGAGCACUUAAGCUAGUAAUAUUGAGAAUUCUACCCCAAAGAAUUAAAACCAACUAGAUUCUUAUCAACUAAAUACAUUAAGCUAUAGUGGUACAAAUGGAGAUAUAACUAUUAAAAAAUAGAAUAACAAUAAUAAUUAAAGUAUUUAAACUGAUAUAUAAUAAAAGAGUUAUAGUUAUUAGUAUCCUAAUAACUUUAACUAGGAAGCAGAGAAAGUUUAAAGCUCUUAAUCUCAUUUCCCAAUCUAAAAGAUUCACUUUAACAAAAAUUCAAUUAGCAGCUAAAGAAAUGCUACUCCUAAUAGUAAAAGAGAAUCUAUUUAUUCUAAUGGUGAGAUGCAAUAAUAAUAAUAAUAGCAAUAACAAUAAGUUGAAUAUCAAGUUACUCCCACUAACAAGUAAAGUUAUAAUCAUUCAUACAAAUAAUCUAAUAGCUUCAAAGAAUUAUUUGAAAAUAACAACAAUUAAAUGAAUAUAUAAAACGAAUAUUAAUAUGUUGCUAGCACUGAUGAUAACUAACAAAUUGAGUAAAGAAAGAGAAACUCCAGUUGCUAUAAUUCUUCAUAAAAUGAAAUCUAUCAAUCAAAAGGAUAUUCACUAAACCCUAAUGAAAAAUAAAGACAAAUAAGCAUUAUGAGUGAGCUUUCAGUCACUAAUUCUACUCCUCAAAAACUAAUUAAUACAGCCACAAAGCAAAAAAUGAUGGACGAAAUUGAGCGUCAAAAGAAUAAUAGAUAAGGAAGCAUUUAAGCUGUCUCAUAGAAAGAAAUAGAAAACAUACGUAGCAACAUGACAGAAUAUUGGAAUAAUACAUGCAAUUAAUUAACUAACUAAACAUAAGAUAAAAGAGGAGGAAAUAAUCAAAGCAGUUAUGCGUUUGAAGCUCAAUAGCAGUAUUCUUAUGUUCAAACACCUACUUCUUAAAACUUAAAAUUAGACGCAUUUGCAGGUGAACCUAUUCCGACUGAUUCUACUCCUUAAAAUAAAUUUUAUGAAACAGCUCCCUCAAUUUAUUAAAAUCAAAUAAAGAUCUAAAAUUCUUACUAAAAUCCUUUUAAAAUGUCAUAGCAAUCUAUGAAUAACUUUGAAAUAAAAUCAAAUAUUCAUUUUUUAUAAACACCUGAUCCUAAUGCAUAACAUUUAACAAAGCAUUUCAAUUAAAGUUAGGAAAACAACGCAGCCUUUUCUAAGCCUCCUCUUCAAAAUUCAGGCUUAUUGAAAUCACAAAGACAAAAUAUUUAAAAAUAAUCUAUUUAAAAGCAAGGAUCUAUACAAUUUACUGACUAAUCUCCACCAAUUAACAAUGUUGAACCAUAUAAAAAUAGAUAGCUAUAUUAUCAAAGCAGCAAUAAUAGCUCGUUAAGUUAAGUAGGCUCAAGUUAAAAUAGGUUAUCUCCUUAAAUAGAGUAGUAGUUGAUAAAUAGUUCUUAGGAAUAUAGAUUAAAUUUGAAAAAUUCCAGACCUAAUAACUAAAACACACCAGGAUAAUCCUAUUAAUCAAUGAAGAUGCAACAACAAAAGCUGUUGUCUUCUCUCAAUCCUUAGUAGUUAAAGUCUUAUUAAAAUUCUAUUGAAAAUUAUAAUUAUGCUAUCAACGGUAAAUAGUUAUUCAGUGAGUAGAUUCCAUAACAAAACUCUCAUAGAAAAUCAUUUGACAUGUAAUAGUAGUACAAUCAAAAUUAAGAAGAUGAAAUGAAUAGGUAUAUUACUUUAGAAGAUAGAGAAUUAACUGAAGGAAUAUAAGAAGAAGAUGAAAAUGAAAUGUAAAACGAGUAAAAUAUCUAUGUAUAGCAAAGCGGAGCUAAACAAUAAUAAUACAUGACUCAAGAGCAGCUCAUGAUUUUAGAAUAGCACUAAAUCUAACAAUAACAAUAAUAGUAGUAGUAGCAAUAGGAAGAAUACUACGAUGAUUUAGACAGCGAUAAUUUAGAGGAGGAGGAUGAAGAAAACCCUGACGAAAUAUCUUAUUAGUAAUAAAAUCAAAUCUAAAAUGAUGGUUUAGAUGAAUAUGGAGAAUAAAACUGUGAAAAUAUGGAAGAGUAGUUAACACAAUAAGAUGAACAAUAUUAUGAAAACAACAUGUAAGGAGAUGGAUAUGGAUAAUAGUAUUAAAAUAAUUUAUAAUACUAAGAUUAAAUAUAAGAUUAAAAUUAAGAGGAUUAUGAGCUAAACGAACAAAUGUAUGUCCAACAAUAACAGUAAAAUUUGUAGCUCUAACAAUAAUAAAAUUAUAACAUGUAGGAUCCUGCUUUAUUUAACCCUGAUUAGUAUUAGAUAUAAUAAUACAAUAUCUCUGAAUAGUAUGGAAAUUCAGUACGUGAAAGCAUGCAAAAUAAUAGCUUACGCUCUUCAAAACAGAGUAUCGGCAUACCAGCAAGGAGAUUUGAGGAGAAUUUGAGUUCUGUGAAAAAGAAAAAAAGUGGAUUAUAUAAUUAAAAGAUUAAUUUUGAAGGUGACAACAAUUUCAAGUUAACAGAUCAACCAUUGUCUGUAGAUAAUAUGUACUAAAGUGAUGGAUUCUAAUAAAUAAGGUAGAAACAACAAUAUCCUAUCUAACAGUACUAGUCUCUUUAAAUAAAUGAUCAAGCUAGAAUCAAGUCCUAAUUAUAAGCUUAAUAUUAAAACAAAUUACCCUAAAAUCUCAAUAACUAAUUUGAUUAGAAUAACUAAAAUCCUUACUUUUAAGAAUAAUACAAAUAUUUCCUUCAAUAAGGAAAUGAAUUGGUUGAUGAAGUAGCUGAUGACCAAUCUAGCUUGAGUUAGAUUAGUUAGAGUCCUUUAAGACCUUCUUAGCUCCAAUUAGAAAAUCAAGAGUAAUAGCAAGUGUAUGAAGAAGGUGAUUAAAAUAAUAUUUAUCAACAGGAUGAAAAUAUUUAUCAAAAUAAUUUAUACCAAUAUAAUAAUGAAGAAUAGUAAAUGCUUUCUCAUAGAUCUUGUGAUAAUAACAAUAAUUACUAAAUAAAUAUUUAUGCAAAUCAAAAUGAAGGAGGAGAUCAAAUUAUCUAAAAUAAAAACUAUGUUUAUAAUAACAACUAUAACAUCCCUUAAACUGAAAAUAUUUCUGUGAAUGCCUUGCUCCAAAUGAAUAAACGCAGUGCAAUAAUUGAAGACCACGCUUCUCAAAGAGCUGAAGCUGGUUAAGUAAAUUUAUUCAAAUAACCUUCAUAUCAAAACUAGCAAAAUGCAGAGCAAUAGUUGGAAUUAUAUUCUCAACCUACAAACAAAAAUGAAUUUUAAAACUUCAACGAUUAACAAGAGCAAAUUUACGCAUAAUAAUUCAAAGGACAGACAUAAAUGACUUAAGAAGAAAGCUUUUAUGAAAACAGGAUAUUAGCAGAUAUAAAUUUAGAAUCAGGUAGAAAAGAAAAUCAUCAACUAUCAAACGGGAAAAGAGGAACAGAUUACGAAAUGAAUUCAUAAGAAAAUUUAAGCUACAGAGAAGGAUCUCAAAGAUAAAACAGCAGCAGAUAUGUAGCAUCUGCAGAAAAUGUUAAAAAGAAGAAUAUUUCAAGAAGAAUCUUCAACAAAUCAGCAAGAUAUUACAAUGAGGGAAAUCAUGGUGACUAAAAGAAGAACUUGUAAGAAUUUGAGGCUGACUAAAAGAAGAAGAAAGUAAGAACUAGUUUGUAAAAUUUUGUUGAGGAGCUAAACGAAAUAUCUGGUAGAAGUGCUAGAGGAUUAUUAGAUCUUAGCCAUCGUAUACAAUAAAGCAAUAGCUUUAUCUUAGAUCGCUCAAAUUUGAAUGAAAAAAGCUUUUAUUAAAAUGAAAAGAGCUUCUAAUAAAAUGAAAAAAUUUUUAGUAACAACAAUAUUCAGAAUUAAAGUGACGGAGAUGAGAACUCAAUCAUGCAAAAUACAAUGCUUACUGGUGGACCUAACUCAAAUAGAAAAGAAUAUACAAAUGCCAGAGAUUAUGAAUAACGUUUGAGUGAAUACGUAAUUUGUCAUAAAGAUUAGAAUGAAGACGAAGUAUUAGAAGAAAAGAAAAACGAAAAUUUAUUAAAAUCGCCCCAAGUUGAUUAAAAUGAUUACUAAUCAAAUACUGUAUUCAAUACAAAUAAUCAAAGCAAUAGUUCAUACGCACCCUAAACUUCUGUAUUCUAAACAGGAAUUCAAUAAUAAUCCUCUGCCAGACUAAGCCAUGUUUAAAAUAAUAAUGAUAAAAAUUAAUAUCAAUCUCUUAGUAACGAUUCUCCUUUUGUCAUAACCACUAAUGAAAGAAGGAGAAGUAAUGAAUAAGUAGAUGAAAUUUCAAUUAGAUUCAAUGAAUAGCCUGCUUUCUCUCAUGCAUCAUUUAACUAAGAAUAGAUGUAGUAAAUUUAAUAAUAAAAAUAGGAGUUAGAGUUGAAACAAUCAUUAUAGAUUGAAAAAAGCAACAGUAGUAAUAAUUAAUAGUUGGAUUAGCAAUCUGAAAAAAAAAAUUAAGAAACUAAAAAUGAAGAAUAAUCUUCCAAAAAGCUUUAAGAUUCACCUUUUAUUGAGGAUAGAAGAAAGUCUGAAAAACAAUCUUCUUAAUAUGAUCAUGUACAAUUAGCCUCAUUUGCACAUUCUGAUAAUUUCAUUUCUAUUUAGCAAGUCCCAUCUUCUUCUAUAAGCAACCUUUCUAGCUAGCCUAUUUCCAAUUAGUAGCCUGUAUAAACUUUGAUACCUAAUUAAAAUUAAUUUAAUUCUGAAACAGAUAUGAAAUAAGUUCAAUAAAAUGAAAAUUAAGACUCCAAUUCACCAUUAAAAAAGCCACAAUAAGAUUAAAAUAAUCAAAAUAGCUUUGAGUAAAAUAAAUCUACAGAAUCUAUAGAUAGUCAAAAAGAUGACUUAUAAGCUUCUAAAAGUGAAAACUAAACUGAUUUAACUGCUUCCAAAAAAAGCUAAGGAGUUUCAAGACAAAGACCUAUUUCAGAAAUUCCAACUGAAUCCAAAUUUGUAAAGUAAAGAUAGCCUCAUUUUGAAAACACACAAAAUAAGGAUACACACGCACGCAGCUAAUCAAACCAUAUCAAGAAGAAAAAACAUUUUGAGCUUAGUAUUGAUGCAUGCAAUGAAGUUCAAAAGUCACAUAACCAAGAAAAUAAAGAAACUCCACAAUUCUCAGAGCAUGGAAUAAGUUCUAAAAGUUCUAGCUUAUUUAAAUCUUCAAAGCCAGUCAUACCAAAUAAAAGAUAACAAAUUAUAAGCUUUCUUGAUUACUAAAAAACUAUGAAGAAAAGUUAAGAUUGA